Rhinocladiella mackenziei CBS 650.93 is the source of this 3876-nucleotide messenger RNA. RefSeq lists its product as uncharacterized. The transcript has a single exon. Bases 1 to 3876 code for a protein of 1291 amino acids. Lineage: Eukaryota; Fungi; Ascomycota; Eurotiomycetes; Chaetothyriales; Herpotrichiellaceae. The record is from RefSeq and is a predicted model, not a curated record.
AUGCGUUUGCAACUUCUGAUUCAGCGCCACACGUUUCCUCCGGUCCAAAUCCUAUUUACAACAGGUACCGGCCCCGCGUCACAUACGAAAUCCCGAGACUGCACCAUCGCCGACCUCUUGAAUGAUGUCAAUGACCUUGUGCCACUGGAGUCGGCGGACGGAGAAUGGGGCCUCGAAGACUAUGUCGUGGAAGUCGCCGCGACCGCCGACCAAACCUCCACGUAUGAGUGCCUACAUUUCCAGACCUGUGAAGCGGUGCUGCGUGAAGAUGACGAAGUCAUCAUAAGGGCUCUGACCUCCGAGGACUUGAGAGCCCGAAGACUAGGAGGAAGACAUCAAAUCUCAGGAGAUGGCAGACACCUCAUUGACGGAGUUGCAUUCGGCAGGCAGUGGCUCAAAAAGACCAAUCGGCCAGGCAUUGUGAUUCCACCAAGGAAGAGAAGGAAAGUUCUCAUGGAAGAGCCUUUCGCGGAGAAUGAAGAAGAGACUAGACAAUUUCUGUCCCUCGAGAACAACCAUACCGGAGCUCUGGUGCCCUACACGGGAGACGAGGAUGAGGACGACGAGGACUAUGUGGAUGAAACUGAAGCCGAUGAUUCGGCCCCGCAAGUUUCUAUUAGAGGGGAAUUCGAUGAUGCAGAUGCAGAUGCAGAGGAUCAUUCAGGGCUCUCUGCUCAAGAGAUGCAUGCCAGAGGAGAGGAAUUGUCCACUGAACUCAAGUUUUUACUCGAAGAUGCUGCAGACAUCGCAAGAGCAGGGAGUGGGAUUGAGUCCCGGAGGAUUCUUGAAAACAAGCUUAAAAGAAAGCGUGAUUUACAGGACGACAAAGAAAACUACGACGAUGACACCUUCGAGGGAUUUUCCACUCCGGUCCAAGCCUCGACUAAUGCAGCUGUUGGAGACGAGGACUCUGAUGCUGAUACAGAUGGUGUGCUGGAGGAGGUGGCAACCCAGAACAUUGUCGAGGACGAUGACGAUGAUGACGAAUCCGGUUCAGAUGCUACGUCAAGCUCUGAAAGUUCGUCGUCUGAUUCUGAUGCUGAGAGCAUAAUGGCAGAGCUCACUAUCAAACAAGCACAGAAGAGAGCCCUAAAUCUUAUCAAAGACGCCUUGAACGAUUCAUCUAACGAUUCAGAGUCUGCUGAAGAUGACUCAACUUCCAGCUCUGCCACUGACUCCGAUUCCGACGCCCUUCAUGAUCGUGAACCAGAUUCUGAUACUUCGUCAUCGUCAUCAUCAUCAUCUUCUUCUUCUGAAUCCGGAUCGGAAGUGGAGAAGGAACAAAAUGGAAACUUGAAAAAGCCUGCAGGAGCCACGGCCGACUCGUCCUCCAACCUCCAACCGCCCGAGACGGGCUUAUCAGACUCAAACCGCGCAUCGACUGGCGUGCCUUUCUCUGGCUCGAGAAGAACUCACAACAAAAACAAUCGAGCAAAAAAGCGAAAGAAGUUGAACUUUCUUAAGAAGCAAGGCCUCCUAUCUGAAGAUGCAGAUUUCCAGGCAUUGGCGGCGUAUGAACAAAAGUCGCAAUCAGCAAAUGCGAGCGCUAAUGGUAUUGUAGAACAAAUGCAGGACGGAAAUGGGGACCAAGUUCCUGAAGCCAAGAGUGAAGACACAGAAGGGAUGGCUGACAAGAUAGCGAACGGGCCCAGUCAUACGGAUGCCGAAGCCAGCCCUGGUGAAUCUGGGGAACAAGUUCAAGAUCCCGUCCCAGAGUCUUCCACUCAGCUAGAUUCACAAACAGCUACGGAACCUACUCCCAAGAGAGCCAGGCUUGAUCUGGCCAGCUCUCGAAGAAUGCUGUUUUCUUCCCUUGGGUUACGCACCCCCAAGACGCCGGAGGACGAGCAGGCUUUGAAGGAGAAAUUGGCCAAGUCUGCCCGACCCGUGAAAAAUAAUAGAAGUCCAUCCAACGGGACUGGUCUGAAUUUCCGACCAAGCCAGACUCCCGCCGAAGACGACGAAUCCUGGAAGAACAAAUUGGUUAUUUCGGCCGUCGAAUGUGAACAGCAAGAAGGUGUUCUGACUCCGCCCCCAUUCCCAUUCCGACAAGGUUGGUCUAAGCCUUCGAAUGCUGGUUUCAACAGAAACAAGCGAGCCGAGCGGGAUCGCCACCAAUCCUACCAGGACAAAAACGAUCUAGAUCAGGAGGAUGAUCAAACCGCCUUCGCCCCAGAUAUUUCAUCACUCGUCGCCGCGAAUGGACAAGAUGCAGUUCGUACAAAUGGGACCAAGACUACUCCCCCCGCUGGAGACGAAGAAUCAGACGGCAUCGUCAUUCCCACUAGUUUCGAAAUCCUUCCAGAGCUUGACCGGGCCAAGGUCCUACCAGGGACUAUUAUAGCCUACAAAGAGUUGCAUGUCGACGCCACGACAGAUUAUCAACCAGAAAUAUCGUCGUACCGGGUUGGACGAGUGUCGCAUAUGGAUGCUGAUGGCACGAUUCAUCUGCAAUUGGCCAAAGGUUGCGUGAAAUCGGCCUCGAGCGCAAAAUUUGAUAAAGAAACGGGAAAGAGAGUCUACGGCAAGUUCGACCUCGAGCAGGAAGAUGGGGAUGAUGUAUUAGACGAUGGCGCUCGCGAAAUUACAUUCUCGAACAUGAUACUGCCGAGACUUGUGGAAGCCUCAUCCGUGGAGGUCCCAGACAGCAAUCGUGUUAAUGGACUUGGGAGCAGCGAUGCUCCUGCUCGAUCCGUUGACGAUGGAGAUGCUGUCAUCCCAGAGUCGGCCGAACAAAAAUUGAAACCACAAGCACCAGAAAAGCUACAGAUCUCAGUGGAUGAAAUAACUACUCCACGGAGGAAGGAGAUUACGGAUAUGAUGAAAGAAGCUGGUUUUGAAUCGGCCUUGGACGAACAUUUGCUGAAAACGAUACCAAACCCCUCGGAUCCAUCUGACAGUCCUUGGGAGCCACCAUCCCAGUCUCAAGAAGAGUAUCCUCACCGGUUCCGGAGGAGGUCCCCUCGGGAAGGCAAUCAACCUUUGGACAAAGGGGCAGUCGAUGCUAAUAUCACUUUUGAUUCUGAUUGGUCUCCGGUAUCAUCACCCAUAGUUCACCCCCAGGAGACUGUCGAAUACCCUCAUAUCUCCCAAAUGGAGAUCAAUUCCUCGGGAGCUAUCCAGACCACCAACGACAGUUCUUACCAGGAUGCCCAGAAGGUUUCUCCUGCCCCGGCCGUAGACGAUUUGUCUUUCACUAUUUCAGAACACGAGAACCCUGCGAGGGAGGAGGAGAGCAACUCUGGUGACAUCAACAAUCACGAAGAGAAUGAUGAGCCUGGUCAGCGACAGAACUCGCCGGCUCCCCCGGAGUCUGAGGCAUCGCCAUCGCAGCCACAGGAGGCUGAAAACGAUGAAUCUUCAGAUCGAAAGAAUUCUUUUUUAGGCGGACGUGGCUCCGAUGGUCGCGACUCUUUGCACCAUGGUGAUGGCCUCAGUGGUGAUGAGAGCGAUUUUCCGUCUCUGGGGGAAUUUAUUUCAAGCCGAAAACCGCGCAAAGCGACUCGAUCGCCUACAAUCAAGGUCUCGCCUCCUCCCACUCGCCGAUCACUUCGUCACUCGAGGAAGGUUGAGAGUCGAAGCCCCUCAAUCAGCCCUCCACUUCCACCAUCAAGUCAACCUGCGAUCAAAUUAUCCCAGAGUCAAAGCGAGCCACGAAUGGCACAAAUUCCUCCCGGGACUCAAGUCAUUGACUUGACGACGUCCAGCGAUGCAGCCAGUCCUCCGAAGCGCGACAGAGGAUUCUCUUAUGGCAGGUUCAAAACCGAGCCUCGGGUCAAUGGGACGGGGAAAACAUACCCCAACACGGCAAAGCCAGCUCCUGGUGUCGGUACCAGGAGACUGCUUACCACCAAGAAGACGAGAAGUUAUUAUUGA